Messenger RNA from Monopterus albus (swamp eel), 3019 nucleotides. It is a transcript of the gene pfkfb3, whose product is annotated as 6-phosphofructo-2-kinase/fructose-2,6-biphosphatase 3. NCBI's taxonomy places the organism in Eukaryota, Metazoa, Chordata, Actinopteri, Synbranchiformes, Synbranchidae. Gene Ontology annotation, biological process: fructose 2,6-bisphosphate metabolic process; fructose metabolic process. The transcript is spliced from 15 exons. Gene Ontology annotation, cellular component: cytosol. The coding region runs from base 173 to 1783 and encodes 536 amino acids. The record is from RefSeq and is a predicted model, not a curated record. Gene Ontology annotation, molecular function: ATP binding; fructose-2,6-bisphosphate 2-phosphatase activity; 6-phosphofructo-2-kinase activity.
CGGGCGGGGUUAAAUUGCGGAUGUAUGCCGCAGACCUUGAGGAUAGCUAGAAUCAACGUGCUGUAUCGAUCUCGUGAACAGCCAGUACAUUGCAUCUCAACGCUCUUGCGCUUUUUAAUCUGUUCGUCCCGAAAUAUUUAGCCGCUCGGUUUCUAUUUAGUUCAUAAAAGGAAUGCCCAGAGAGCUGACCCAGAACAGGAUCCAAAAGAUCUGGGUUCCCACCAAAGAUGACAAGCCAGCACCACGCAGAGCAUCUGGCACCCCGCACUUCGCCAACCCCCCCACUGUAAUUGUGAUGGUUGGCCUGCCUGCUCGAGGAAAGACGUACAUCUCCAAGAAACUCACCCGCUACCUUAACUGGAUUGGCAUGCCCACGAAAGUCUUCAACGUGGGGGAGUACCGCAGAGAGGCAGUCAAGAACUACAGCUCCUAUGACUUCUUCAGGCCUGAUAAUGAGUGUGCUGUGAAAAUCAGGCAGCAGUGUGCCUUAGCAGCUCUGAGGGAUGUCAAGUCCUAUUUGAAGGAUGAAGGAGGUCAAGUAGCAGUGUUCGAUGCCACAAACACAACAAGAGAAAGACGGGAAAUGAUCCUCAAGUUUGGCAAAGAGAAUGGAUUCAAGAUCUUUUUCAUUGAGUCUGUGUGUGACAAUCCCAGCAUCAUUGCUUCAAACAUCAUGGAUGUGAAGGUGUCUUGUCCAGACUACCGGGACUGCAACAAGACAGAUGCCAUAUUGGAUUUCCAGAGGAGAAUUGAAUGCUACAAAGCCAGCUACCAACCUCUAGACCCUGAUCAGCAUGAUAGGGAUCUCUCCUUCAUUAAGGUCAUUGAUGUAGGUCGUCGGUUCCUUGUCAACCAGAUUCAGGAUCAUAUCCAGAGUAAGAUAGUUUACUACCUGAUGAACAUCCACGUCCAACCCCGAACCAUCUACCUGUGUCGGCACGGAGAGAGCACUGACAACCUGAAAGGACGACUGGGUGGCGAUUCUGGCCUCUCGACACAGGGACGACGGUUUUCAGCUGCUCUGGCUAAGUUUGUGGAAGAUCAGCAGCUGAAGGAUUUGAGGGUCUGGACCAGCCAGUUGUGUCGCAGCAUCCAGACCGCUGAGCACCUGGGAGUCCCAUAUGAGCAGUGGAAGGCACUAAAUGAGAUUGAUGCUGGUGUAUGUGAGGAGUUGACGUAUGAUGAAGUGAAGGAGAAAUUCCCAGAGGAGUUUGCUUUUAGAGAUCAAGAUAAAUACUACUACCGCUAUCCUGCUGGAGAGUCCUACCAGGACCUGGUCCAGCGAAUGGAGCCAGUCAUCAUGGAGCUGGAAAGGCAGGAGAACAUUCUAGUUAUUUGCCAUCAGGCCGUCAUGCGCUGCCUGCUGGCAUACUUUUUGGAUAAGAGUGCAGAUGAGAUGCCCUACCUGAAGUGUCCCCUCCACACGGUACUGAAGCUCACCCCAGUCGCUUAUGGCUGCAGAGUGGAGUCCAUCUCUCUGAAUGUGGAGGCAGUAAACACUCACAGAGACAGACCUGAGGACGUGAAGAGGGGUCCUGGUACCUUGAUCAGGAGGAACAGUGUGACUCCUUUGAGAAGCCCUGAGUCACAUAUCAAGAAACCUCGCAUUGAUGACUUGGAUGAGGCUCCCAUCCAGGAGCUGCCACCCUCUGUUGCCUCAGUGGCGCUCUGCAGCCCCUCACACCUUCCUCUCACUCUGGCUGGACAGCACUGGCUGGGCAGUUUGCCUAACCUGAGGAGGAGCUUGUCUGUUUGCCAUGAUGUCCUGCAGCCCUGCCUUUGAAGUUGUACUGGCUCAAAUGGCCAGAAUUUCAAUCACUGAAAACAACAUGAGAAAAGAAGUACAUUCGAAAAGCAACAUUCUCAGUCUGUUAAAUUUCAAGGAUCAACUUAAUUUGGUGUUCUGUCAGAUAUGGCUUCUUGCCAUUGUCACAUUUUCUUUCUCUCGGAGACUGGGAAGCUUUUAGUGUGACAGCUGUAUAUACGUCACUCAGGCUGCCAGAGGCAAACUGUGACUUAUUUAAAUCAGCAGUUGUUGCUGUCACAUCCCACAGCUCAGAUGGCUUUCUGGAGAACCAGUUUGUUCCACUUAAUGGAGAGCUCAAAGACCAAGCCUCGCACACUGAUAAAACUUUAAGCAGUUUUUUUUAAUAGUUCUCUUAUGGUUGUGUUAUUAACUAUCAGAACAAUAUAGGAUUUAGUUCAAAUGGCAAACUUUAAUUUUUCACGUUUUUCUAAAAUGUGGCAGAGACUAAUGAUUUAAUUGACUCACUUUUAUGCCGACAUGCUACAAAAGAAGCAGCUCAUUUUGCACAGUGGGGAUACUUUUGACUGGUCUAUGUGUCACAGUUUUUGGUUUUCACGGUAAAUGCCGUAGAGUGCCUGUAAUGCUUGUUUUGCAAGCCUGAUGCCCGCUGUUUCUCUGGACCUGAGGAGAGGUAUCAUAUUUCAUCUAAUAGCUCCACAUAUAAUUUCAAUAUUUUAUUUUACACAGUAAAAAUAUUUUUCCUUAUUUUGUUUAAAAGCUACAGUACAUGUUACUUAUUUAGUUCUCAACACUGAGGGGAAACUUUGUUUUUGUUGUCAUUGUCUGCUAUGCACAAAUCCAAGCACCUAGUAUAUUUUUAUCAUAACAAUGCCUCCUGUUAAUAACAUCUUUGUAAAAUCUUAGUGUACAUAUGGGUGUAACUGGAGAUAUGUCGGACAUGAUUUGGAAGCCUCAUGAGAGGCUUGUGGUUCAAAUGAAAGUAUGUGUAGCUGUUUUUUGUACUAAUGUGUUGGGACAGAAUGGAGAGCACCAUCUCUUGAAAGGAAGCUGCUGCUUACCUGUCAGUAAAUCUUUUAGCAUGUUACUUGAAAUUUGUUUUUGUCAUCUUUUAUUAUAUUCUUUAUUUAUUUGUAGUUGUGGAAAACAAUUUGAAGCAACUGUUUUAAUUUAAGGGUCUAAGAAUGAGAGGACAGUGUGCUGUACAUUUGAUUUGUGCAUUUGCUGGACCAAUAAAGUCACUCUGGGAAAAUA